UUCCGUUCCGCUAUUUCGAUUUCAACUCCACCUGUGACUGUACCUUAAAGGGACAAAUCUACCGUUGCAUGUAAACAACAAUGGCGACUAUUACGUCGGCGAGAGUAGAGGAAUUAAUCAGUUAUUUUAAGACGCACAAUAAAAUUCGCGAGCAGCAGAGCCACUCGGCGAAAGUUCAUAGUGUAGGAUGGAGUUGCGACGGCAAGUUCCUAGCUUCAGGUUCCUUCGACAAGUCCGUUUGUAUAUUUUCGCUGGGUCCUGACCGUUUGAAGCAAGAGACAACUUUCAGAGGACAUGGUGGUAGUGUGGAUCAACUUUGCUGGCACGCGUUUUAUCCAGAAUUAUUAUCCACAGCAAGUGGAGAUAAGACAGUCCGUAUUUGGGACACAAGGACACAGAAAUGUACAGCAAAUAUUGGCACUAGAGGAGAGAACAUCAACAUAUCUUGGUCGCCAGAUGGUAAUACUAUCGCGGUGGGAAACAAGGAAGACUUGGUCACCUUUAUCGAUGCUAGAGUAAUGAAGAUACGUGCUGAAGAACAGUUCAACUUUGAGGUGAACGAGAUCUCAUGGAACAAGGACUCGGAUACUUUCUAUCUAACAAAUGGCCAGGGCUGUGUCCAUAUACUCAGCUACCCAGAAUUGAAAUUGUUACAUGUAAUCAAAGCACAUCCGGGUACGUGCAUUUGUAUCGAGUUUGACCCGACCGGCCGGUACUUUGCUACAGGAUCCGCAGAUGCAUUGGUUUCGCUAUGGGACGCUGACGAAUUGUGUUGCUUGAGAACGUUUUCAAGGCUGGAAUGGCCAGUUCGGACCAUUUCCUUUUCAUAUGACGGCCAGUUAUUGGCGGCUGCAUCCGAAGACUUGGUUAUCGACAUCGGUGAGGUGGAGACUGGUGAAAAGAUUGCCGACAUUACGGUGGAAGCGGCAACCUUUACUGUCGCCUGGCAUCCAAAGCAGUACCUCUUGGCUUACGCGUGCGAUGACAAAGACACAUAUGACAGAAAACGCGAUGCUGGCAGUUUAAAAGUGUUCGGUUUUGCUAACGAGUGAGAAGUCAGACUGUGUGGCGUUUCUCACAUCGGUCACUC
Messenger RNA from Harpegnathos saltator (Jerdon's jumping ant), 1090 nucleotides. It is a transcript of the gene tex, whose product is annotated as THO complex 3 homolog tex. Bases 81 to 1052 code for a protein of 323 amino acids. Lineage: Eukaryota; Metazoa; Arthropoda; Insecta; Hymenoptera; Formicidae. Gene Ontology annotation, biological process: mRNA export from nucleus. The transcript is spliced from 2 exons. Gene Ontology annotation, molecular function: protein binding. The record is from RefSeq and is a predicted model, not a curated record. Gene Ontology annotation, cellular component: THO complex part of transcription export complex.